Molecule: messenger RNA, 1508 nt
Organism: Lotus japonicus
Lineage: Eukaryota; Viridiplantae; Streptophyta; Magnoliopsida; Fabales; Fabaceae
Product: glycerophosphocholine acyltransferase 1-like
Exons: 7
Coding region: 140-1276 (378 amino acids)
Biological process (GO): phosphatidylcholine biosynthetic process
Source: RefSeq, a predicted model, not a curated record
GAUUCUGGACUAACCAGAAACUUCCAUUUCAAAGCACGUUCCCUUCCCUUCAUCAUUCAUUGAUUCCAUACCAGAUUUCUGUUAUGAUCAUCUCUAUCUUCUCUCAACUUGCCAACUUGUUUCUUGUGUUGUAGUCAAAAUGUCCGACAACGACGAUCAUACAGCAGACUUCACCAAUGGCGAAAUAUCGCCUCCGAGGAUGAAACAGAGGCUCAGGGAUAGAUCCAAGGAAAUGCUUUCCAAACAAGCUGUGCAGACGAAGCAAAUGCUUUCUGAACAGGCGGUUAAGAUCGCCAAACGAGCUGAAGAACACGAAAAGUUCAUCAACAAGGUGACGCAUCUUUUGGGUGUUCUUGGCUUUGGAGGGUUCUGUUUCAUAUUGGGGGCAAGACCCCAAGACAUUCCCUAUGUAUAUUGUUUGUUCUUCUUCAUAUUUGUUCCGCUUCGUUGGAUAUACUAUAGGUUCAAGAAAUGGCAUUACUAUCUACUGGAUUUCUGCUAUUAUGCAAAUACAAUCUUCUUGGUUGAUCUUCUUUGUUAUCCAAGGAAUGAAAAGGUUUUCAUGGUUUGCUUUUCUUUUGCUGAGGGGCCAUUAGCAUGGGCUUUGAUUGUUUGGCGCUGCAGCUUGGUUUUCAGUUCUCUCGACAAAAUUGUCAGUGUUCUUAUCCAUCUUUUACCUGGAAUUGUUUUUUUUACUAUUCGGUGGUGGAAUCCUGCAACCUUCGAAGCAAUGCAUCCAGAGGGAACUGCUCGAAGGGCUACAUGGCCUUAUGUUGAAGAUAAAUCCUAUCUCUGGACAUGGCUGUUUCUGGUACCCUUAGUAGUUUACUCUCUGUGGCAGCUUCUAUACUUCCUCAUUGUCAAUGUCUUGCGCCGACAAAGGUUUCUAAGAGAUCCUGAAGUAAUGAAUUCCUACAGGGAACUAUCGAAAAAAGCUCAGAAAGCAAACAAUGUAUGGUGGCGCUUAAGCGGGUUGCUCGGGGAUCAAAAUCGCUUGCUAAUGUACAUUUUUCUUCAAGGCUUAUUUACCGUGGCAACCAUGGCACUUACUGUCCCCAUAUUCUUGUCAUAUGAAUUGCAUGUAGCUUUCCAAAUACUCAAGGUUUCGGCUUCAAUAUGGAAUGGAGCAAGUUUUCUGUUGGAAGUAAUGCCUAGGCAGGCAAUUCUGAAGGAGAAAAAGAAGUCAGAGACACAACCUUCUCAAGGUCAAUUGGAUCAAGCAUCAAUGGUGAUGGAAAACGGUAGCAACGAUGCUGUUGGGACAUCUGAUUCGUGACGUAGUGCUCAACUAAUAUCCAUGUACUUUUGUAGUUGUAUUCGUUUGGUUACUGAUUCAUGGUUCUGAAUAGACAAGUUCUUAUGAGUAGGAGUAGGAUAAUAAAUACAUAUUUCUCUUUUGUUUUUCUUCUCAUUCAAUGUGCAUUCCUUCAAAUGGAUACUCUGUAGAAUGAAGUCUUAGAUGUGUGGAUAUGUGUAUGGUAAAAAAAAUGUGCUUAGUUUUUGGCAAA